Malus domestica (apple) is the source of this 759-nucleotide messenger RNA. RefSeq lists its product as uncharacterized. NCBI's taxonomy places the organism in Eukaryota, Viridiplantae, Streptophyta, Magnoliopsida, Rosales, Rosaceae. The record is from RefSeq and is a predicted model, not a curated record.
AUGGCCAAACUUCAACAAAAUCUAGUGCAAGAUUUAGCGAAACCCUACAAAUCCAGAGAAUAUUAUCCUCACAAAGCUAAAGGGAUAUCCAUCUUGGCCUUUUUCUUCUCUAUACUAAUUUACAUUUGCAUCUUCCAUAUCUUCAACAUCUCCCUCUCAACUGUCUUCAACAACUCCAAGUUCUGGUUUGCCAUAUCCAACACCCUCAUCCUCAUUAUCGCUGUCGACUGUGGCGCAUUCUCUUCGGCCUCCAAAGACCAACAAGACUAUUUUUACCAAGAGUACAUGAUGCAUAGCCAAGCAGCUCGUAGUGCUUCCUCAUUUGUUUCUCAAUACCCUCAAAUUGUCAACAAAAGCAGUCCUAAGCAAUUAGAGGCGGGAAACAAUAGGAAAACAAAGAAUGAAGAAGUACUCCUCGUACCUCAAAAUACAGAAAUCGUCCAAGAAAAGAGGGUAGUCCACGUGUUGAAAGGCGAUAAUGAUCAGAAUAAAAGUUGUAGCGCUGGAAGAGAAAAUGUUCGGGAAAAAACUUAUCGGCGAAGUAAGUCUGAGAAAGCGAAAAGAGGAGUGAUCAACAAUGAGAGGAAGAACACUCUAAGGAGGUCAGAGACGACUUAUCAGAAGCACAAACCAACUGCUGAUGAAGACAAUGAAUUUUCGACCAUGUCUAACGAAGAACUAAACAAAAGAGCCGAAGAGUUUAUUCAGAGGUUUAACAGACAAAUUAGGCUUCAAUCAACAGCUACAACCUUCACUUAA